This is a messenger RNA of Labrus mixtus (cuckoo wrasse), 1562 nucleotides long. Its product is annotated as interferon-induced protein with tetratricopeptide repeats 2-like. Bases 133 to 1437 code for a protein of 434 amino acids. The transcript is spliced from 2 exons. Gene Ontology annotation, biological process: defense response to virus. Gene Ontology annotation, molecular function: protein binding. Lineage: Eukaryota; Metazoa; Chordata; Actinopteri; Labriformes; Labridae. Gene Ontology annotation, cellular component: cytosol. The record is from RefSeq and is a predicted model, not a curated record.
CACCAAGUCCAGAUCCAGUGCUCCACAUGACGACAUUUACAGCACCUGCAGGUUAAACAUUACUCAUCUGUGUAGAUAAAGCUCAGACAGCAGGCACCUUUAUUUAGAAACCUUCAGGUAAACAGCUGGACGAUGUGUGCUGCUCCGGGUCAGCCGACUCUGGAGGUCAAACUGGAGGCCCUGCAGUGCCAUUUCACCUGGGAUCUGAACUUCAGCACGCCCAAACUCUUCAGUCUCAGGGACCGGCUGCAGGACAUCGGCACAGAGGAGGGGUACAGCUGGCUGGGUCACAUCUACAACCUGCAGGGGUACGUCCAUUUCCGGCUGGGGUUACCCGGUGAUGCCCAGCGAUUCUUCGGCAAGGCCGCGGAGGCUUUCCGUCAAAUAAGAAACACGGUCUCGGACGAAGGUGCCUGGCUGGUGGUGAACCAUGGGAACCUGGCUUGGCUGCACUACCACAACGGAGAACAAGCAGAGAGCCAGGCCCACCUUCUAAGAGUCAACGCCCUGAUGAGAGCUUAUCCAUCUCCGUGCCAGGAGGAGCUGCAUCCAGAGAUCUAUGCCGAAAGAGCGUGGACGCUGAUGAAUUUCGGCGAUGAUAAAAGCGCUGCAGACUUCUUCCAGCGAGCCCUCAGGAUGCAGCCAGACGUGAUGGAGUGGCACACCAGCCACGUCUUAGCGCUAGUGGGCGCCAGCAGAAAAGAGCUGGGGGCUGACGUCUUGGACAAAAUGAGAAUCGCAACGGAGCACGAUCCGGACAACUUGUACCUAGCUGCGCUGUACCUCGAGGCGCGUGCCAAGAAAGGAAAAAGGAUAGGAGAGGACGCACGGGAGCUGGCCAGACAAGUUUUGAGAAAGCCGGUCAGCAGCUACAGCGGCAUCAUACCGUUACUGAGGCUGUACAGGAUGUACGUAUCCAUGGAUGAGGCCAUAGACUUGGCAGAGGAGGUUCUGGAAAGACAUCCGGAUGAACGCUAUCUGAAGAGGUGUGCCGCUUUCUGCUACAAGUCGAGGAUCCUUUCGGACUGCGACAGUCCCCUGGAGCGCAGCAUCAUCGACAGAGCGAUCACUCUCAGCAAGGAGGUGAUUCCCCUUUACCCUCAUUCUUCACUGAAGAGAAAAAUAGAUCUUGCAAACAUUUACGCAAAGACGAACAACCAAGAGGAAGCCGACCAAAUAUACGAGGAACUGCUGGAGAGCGGUCUCGAUCCCGAAGGGGCGCAGAUGCUUUACAACUACUACGCAAAGUACCUACACUUCAGCCGAAAUGAGCCCGACAAGUCGAUCGAGUAUCACAUGAGAGCAGCAGAGAUCCCGAUACCGUCCUACUGCAGGGAGCACAGCAUCAAAACUCUGCAGAGGAUCAGAGAAAGAAACAGAAACCGGAUGUGUGGACGCAUAAGCGAGUUUCUGGCUCUACUGCCGGAGUCAGAGUGAGCAGAGGACAACAUUGAGUAAACUGUACCAGGGGUUGUUUGUGUCAUUACGUCUGAUUUCAGAUCAGUGUCUGUAUUUAUGGCCUGAAGAAAAGCUGCAUUCAUUAAAGAUGUUAUAAACCAUUA